Messenger RNA from Ectocarpus sp. CCAP 1310/34, 275 nucleotides. Lineage: Eukaryota; Phaeophyceae; Ectocarpales; Ectocarpaceae. The record is from the annotation of a GenBank genome assembly.
AUGGGGAAGCACUUGUCGCGAUGGAAGUGGGGGAUCGAGGAGAUUGCAGUAGUGGACCAGUACACAUACCUCGGAGUAGAGAUCGCAAAAGACUGCUCGUGGAAUGCACACAUGUCCAAGGUAGCGGAAAAGAGCAAAGCACGAGCAGGAAAGCUGCAUCCAAUACUCGCAAACCGGCACCUCGAUACACGCAUCAAAUUGACGGUUUUGAAGAGCGUAAUCGUACCGCCGCUAGAGUACGCCGGAGAAGUAUGGGAAGGAAAUAAGAAGGUAGU